ACCAACUGCAGUUUUUCACCAGCGAUAAAGACCAGUUGCCGUAGUAUGACUGAGAGAAGCAGCCUCUCCCUGUGGACGCCACUGCCCCAGGGCCCCCCCGCCCCCUGCGCCCGCUACAGGCACGCCUGCUGCUCACACAAGGGGGACGUCUACCUGCUGGGCGGCCGCGAGAGGAUGGUGCUCAGAGACUUCUGGAAGUACAGUGUGGUGCGUAAUGACUGGACCAAGCUGGACUGCAGCAGCGAGUGGGCUCCUGAAGAACUGGAGGGACACACCAUGGCGUCACAUCAGGGGAUUCUGUAUGUAUUUGGAGGACUGAUAGACUCUGCCUACUCAAACUGGAAGAUACCACUAUGGUUGUUCGACACAGAGAAAGAGGAGUGGAGGUAUUCCGAAGGCCAGAUGCAAACGUCUCAGCCAUCACCAGUUAACAGGAAGGGGCACAGCGCCGUGGUGUUCGGCUCGGCCAUGUACAUCUAUGGGGGAUACAUCGACAUCAGGGGGCCCUCACAGGAGUUCUGGAAGUAUGACUUUGACACGGGCGUGUGGUCCCUGCUGAGCGGGGUGCAGGGGGAGCAGGGUCCGGGCCCCAGACACGGCCACGCGGCGGCAGCGCACCAGCACAGCAUGUACCUGUACGGGGGCCUGAGCGGCCUGCGCGAGCAGAGGGACCUGUGGAGGUGCUGCCUGGCCAACCACACCUGGAGCUACAUCAAAACACAUUCCGGACCCUCCAAACUGGUGGGCCACUCCAUGGUGCUGUACCGGGACAGCGUGCUCCUGUUCGGGGGAGGCGAGACGCAGAACUCCCCCCUGAACACCCUGUGGAGGCUCAGCCUGCCCGCGCACGCCUGGGAGAAGGUGGCCGCCAUCAAGAGCUCCAACCCGCCGGGCAGAAUCCACCACUGCGCCGUGGGGCUGGGCCCCGGCUUCCAGUCGUCCGGCGGCACCGCGGAGUUCGCCGACAGCCCCCCGGGAAGCCCCGCCUCCGGCAAGUUCCGGCCCUUCAAGAACAGGCUGUCGCCGGCGCCCAGGCCGCUGCUGGAGGGCGCCAUCGAGCUGCAGACGCUCCAGCUGGAGAAAAGGGAGCUGAGGGACUCCGAGGAGGACCUGAAAGAGGACAGGCUGAGGAGGACCUGUCUCAUGUUCGAGAACCAGGACGCCUUCCAGAAGCAGUGGGACAUGGAGGAGGUGUCGGACUGUUCCGAGGAGAGCAUCGAGCAGCACUUGCCCGAGGCUCUGCUGGUGAUCGGGGGGAAACCGCUAUCGGGGCAGGCGUCCAUCUCUGUCUGGCAGAUGACCCUUUGAUACAGGAGACCGCAAGACUUCCUUUCCAACAGCACAAUAUUAUAUUUUAUCAAGAUUAAGAUAUAUAUUUUUUCAAUAAAGCUUUAUUAUUUUCUCUGCGAGAAAAUAUGAAAAACAAUGAGCCUGUUUGACAUGGUGAUGAUGGUGCACUGAAAAAAAAAACGUAUUCGUACAGUUUUUUUAAAUGAACAUUACAUACAGAUAUGUUUUCAUUUUGGGACAUCAGUGACACACAUCUACUAAUGUAGCCAGUAUUGGCCCAUAUAAAACUGUGGGACAUUCCCGAAGAAACAGUCUUUCUUUGUCCCACAAAGAGUAAAUCAGAGGUGCGUUCAGAUUUGCAAACAUAGGUGAACAUUUGCUAACAGGUUUCUGUUUGCCUUGAAUUUUUGGUUGAACGUUUGCAAACACUGUAGAGGAGGUAAUGCUCUGUCAACAUAUAAUGGAGCUGGACGUGAUCUGGAUGAAGUGUUACCAUUGCGAUGGAAUGUUUACACCAAAUAGUUCCAAUUGAACUGUACAGAGAAAACAUGUUCACCACCAACGUGGACCAUGUUCACCACUGUUUGCCACAUUCUAAUGCAUCUCCACUCUCACUGAGAUCUGGACAUUUUCUUCUAAACCCCCUUAGGAGCAGUACAAAUAGAUUGAGAAUUUUGUUUCUAAUUUUAUUGCUUCUUAUUUCUCCCAAGGAGAGUGUAGAAACAGGUCAGAUUAUUUUCCUAAUUUCACUUUCACAUCGGUUGUCUCAGGUUUACAGUAUUUUUCAAGCUAUUUCUAUAAUGAGUGGAUCUUUGCCAUGCACAGUUUAUAUGCCUGUUCUUAGCCACAUUGUUUUGAAGAUGUUGUAACCGACAUUAUAACCAACUUUUUAAAAACCACGGACAGCAAUACUUGAUCACUUCAUCACCUUUCAAUAAACAGACAAAAGACACAGCGUAGGCUAAUAUAAUAUGGUGUAUCUUCUUGACACACAUGAGGAUCACCUCAUAAAAAUGUAUGGUUGCUGUUAAAUGUUGAUAAAGUAGCAUGCCUGCUUGCCCAGGUGCCCUUGGGUGAGUGGGAGGAGGGAAUUUGUUUGUGUGUAUGCGUUGUUACUCUUGUUUGGCCAAUGUUGCUUAUUGCACCUGUAAGUCUGCUUGUUUACACCAGGAAGCAACCACUAACAGCACAAGCAUUUCCCUGGAUUUCAUUCAACCUUAAUGGUCAAUUUGGAUUCACUGUGAAAAUGUUUAUUUUUGUAUGUACAGUUAAUCCUGUAUUGCUAUCAUUGUUUUAAUUUCUGCUUUUUCACCACAUAAUGUCACAGAUGUCAGUAUUACGCUUUAGCACUGUUGUAAAUAACUUGCAAAGCAUAAUUCCACUGAAUAAGUUCAGCAUCAGCUUUAUUUGUGUUUUGUUCAUGUUCACACCUUAAUGUUCACAUUUGGACACAAACAUGGAGUGUGUAAGUGGAAGGUCGCCUAUGAGUUGUUUACAUGUGUGUUUACACUUGGAUGACAAAUAAAGGAGGUAGCUGUUCUUCAUUUUUGUCUUUGUGAAAAUAAAGCUGAUUAUCAGUUUA
Sardina pilchardus (European sardine) is the source of this 2872-nucleotide messenger RNA. RefSeq names its product actin-fragmin kinase (gene klhdc3l). Gene Ontology annotation, cellular component: Golgi apparatus. Bases 46 to 1308 code for a protein of 420 amino acids. Gene Ontology annotation, molecular function: protein binding. The transcript is spliced from 8 exons. Lineage: Eukaryota; Metazoa; Chordata; Actinopteri; Clupeiformes; Clupeidae. The record is from RefSeq and is a predicted model, not a curated record.